This is a messenger RNA of Bombus pyrosoma, 3494 nucleotides long. It is a transcript of the gene Ythdc1, whose product is annotated as YTH domain-containing protein 1. Gene Ontology annotation, molecular function: mRNA binding; N6-methyladenosine-containing RNA reader activity. The coding region runs from base 1268 to 2599 and encodes 443 amino acids. Gene Ontology annotation, biological process: mRNA splicing, via spliceosome; regulation of alternative mRNA splicing, via spliceosome. The record is from RefSeq and is a predicted model, not a curated record. Lineage: Eukaryota; Metazoa; Arthropoda; Insecta; Hymenoptera; Apidae. The transcript has 5 exons. Gene Ontology annotation, cellular component: nucleoplasm.
AUGAACACGUCAUAUAAUGGACGCCAUGGUUUAUGCAUCCGCGAGGAGAUAAUCAGCUAUUGUGUUUUCAUGGAGAAAAAACCCAAUUCCUUGUGGAAGUCUCCUGUGUAUUUCGUGCAGAGAAAUAAUAGAAAUAGUUGUUAAACGCAUGGUAGUCAUUGAGCAUUCUUGCGUGAGGUGCGAAGUGUGUUAAGUGAAGAACGAGUGUGCACGUAAGUGUGUACGAGCUGCGUAAAGGUUUAUAACAUCAAGGACUUAUGUUUGUAAAACGAACUUUUUUAAUGAAAUCAAUGACGAGAAAGAUGGUUUUGAGUAUGUUUUGUGGUGCUGACGUUGCUAUUAAGAAUAAUAUUUACGACGAACUUUCCUAGGCAUAGCCUUCGCGUUUUAAAAAAGACUGCAUAGAGACGUCAAACGAGUAUGAUGUGUUAUUAUCUGAAAUACAGAAAAACUCGAAGACUCCUCGCCUUCUCAUAUUAAAUAGGCUAAAAAAGUACAUUUUAGCAAGACUAUCUACUUAUAAUAAACCUUACGAUAAACUUUUGUACAUAAAGUUUAAAAGAGAUAUUUGUGUUCCAUAGAGCAACAAGAAUUGUGUCACUACACUCUGUUAAAUUAAAGAAAGAAAAUCUCUGCAACAUUUAAAGCAUGUUUAUUUUUAACUUAUACAUGGACUUAAAUGCUCAUGAAUUAUUAAGAAAAAGGAGCUUUUCCUUUGCUGAACAUUGUUUCUAGCAAAACAAAAACUUUAGCGGUAUUAGAUAUAAUCUAUAUCUACUUGAAGCAAGAAAUGCUUGAAGUCUUGCAGUAAUAGUAGAUAUAUAUUGAAAACUUCUAUAAGACUUAUAAAUAUUUUAAUUAAACUGCAUAAGGACAAUUUUAAUAUUAAACAUUUUGACAAAUGGACUUUUUAAUCUUUUACCACAGUGACUUAAAUCGGAUUUCAUGUGCAAUCUUCUGAACUUUUCUUCUCAUAUACUAAAAAUGUUACUACAUUAUUUCCUACUACGUAAUUGUUGUAAAAUCUACAAGAUCCAUUCAAAUAUGAUAUUGUUCUUGGACAAGUAUUAUUGCAUACUGGAUAUCCAUCUAGUAAGCCCUUUUUUAUAUUUGCGUUUCAGAAAAGGUUUAAAGGCACCAGAACUGCAUUGGCUCUCUCUUCAUACAAGAAAACCCGAAAAAUCCAGAAAUACAAAGCCUGGAUGACGGGACAAGUGACAACAUACUUUUGAGCAAUAGUGAAAGUGAUCAAAUAAAAAGUGAAAAUAUGGACAAUAAUACAGAUGGAGACAACUUAAAUCUGAGCUGCGGGGAAAAUGACAUAGUGGAUGAAUUAAAAAUUGCUGCAGAUGAAACUUAUGAUACACGUAGUGAAGUUUCAUCUAGUAGUUCAAAUUCUGAUUCUAGUCAACCAAGCAUAAGCUCUGUUUCAACAAAAUCUUCACGUGGAGAUAAUAAACGUAAUCGAAAAAAUAGGGGAAAGCGUGCUAGAUCCAGAGAUUCUAAAUCUUCUAGCCCUGAAACAAAACGUGCAAGAUCUAAGGAGAGCAAAGGAGUUACUAAGAGCUAUGAUUAUGCAACAAAAUUAAAUUACUUGUUUAGAGAUGCAAGAUUUUUCAUCAUCAAAUCAAAUAAUGCUGAAAAUGUCACACUAUCAAAGGCUAAAGGAGUAUGGAGUACAUUGCCCCAAAAUGAAGCCAAUUUAAAUCAAGCUUAUAGAGAGUCCAGAAAUGUUCUGCUUGUUUUUUCUGUAAAAGAAUCAGGGAAGUUUGCUGGGUUUGCAAGACUAAGUACAGAAUCUAGAAGAGAUGGAGCACCAAUUUCUUGGGUACUACCACCUGGGUUGUCUGCAAAAGCUUUGGGUGGUGUAUUUAAAGUUGAUUGGAUAUGUAGGAAAGAAUUACCAUUUACAGCAACACUACAUUUAUAUAAUCCAUGGAAUGAUGGUAAACAGGUGAAAAUCGGUCGUGACGGGCAGGAAAUCGAACCAAGAGUUGCAGAAGAAUUAUGCCGAUUAUUUCCAGAAGAUGAAGGAAUUGAAAUGACCCCUAUUUUGAGAAAAUCUAAGGAAGCAGCAAAACAUAUUAUGAAAUCUCGUUCAUAUCGGGAUAAUAGACCUGUUAACAGCAGCCCUAGAUUUUUACGCUCAAGGGGAGGCAGAGGACGUAGACUUUUCUUAACUUCACGAUCUCGUUUAGCUUCAUUAGCUAGAGGAUCCCAUUUAGUUGGUACUGAACAUAGAGGAUCAAGAGAUCAUCAUCAUCAUCGGGGAUAUGGUAGCACAGGAUUGGGUGUAGCUGCUGCAGCUGAAGCAUAUGUUGCAGAUUAUAUGCGUACUAUGCAACAUCAGUUGCCUCCUCUACCUCCUUAUGCUGCACCUCAUCCAUAUGAUUCUUUACCUCCGCCGCCGCCACCACCUAGGUAUUACGAUGGUUUACCAUUACCACCUGAUUACAGUGCAGCGGCAUCCGCACUUGAAAAACGUAGUUAUGAAAGGAGUGUAGACGAAUUCUUGUGGAGAACAGCAAGUCGUCAUAGUCGACACAGUGAUCAUCGAUCCUCUCGUGAUCAUCAUCAUAGAUAUAGGGACCGUAGAUAAGAAAUUUUGAAUAUUAUCUUCAUUCACCUAUUCUCUCAUUUCCUCAUUCAUGCACAUAUAGUAAGGGUUUUUAAGGUACCGUAAUACUUAUAAUCAUGGCAAUAGUAAAUGUUUAAUUAUCAUGUGAUUAUUCGUACUAAUAAUUCAGAAAGAAGUAAUUUAAAGCUUUAAUUGUAUACAUAAACAUAUUUACAUAUUUGAGUAAUACUUCGCUUUUAACGAAUUGAUAUAUCAUUUUAAAUGAAAUAAUACGAAAUUGUAAAAAUAAUUUAAUCAAUUUUUUCUUUUACAUAAUAUGUAACAAAAAACCUGUAAAACUGAUUCACAAUUUACCAGCUCUUGUGUUAUAUGCAUUUAGUAUCAAUGAAACAAGUUUUUUGACUAAUAGUCCACUUACUUUCUAAUUUUUAUUACUUAUUUUCUAAUCUUUUCAUUAUAUUCAAUUUAAAUAUAUAUAUAUACGUAUAUUUUUGUAAUUUUUACAUAUGUUGAUAUAUUUGAGCUUUUUUACAAAUAAAGAUAUUGAAUUGUGAAUCAACUAAAUCACGAUAAACAACUGCUUUUGCAUUAUCUAAUAUGCAAAUUUCUAUAAUCGAAUUGUAUCAUUUUAAUAUAGACCACUGCCGUCGAUAAAAAUUUACUUUUCCAGCACUCCAAAAUGAUUAAAACGAAUAAACUACUUAAUAUGAACUACAAUCUUUUCACAAACAAAAAUUUAUGAAGAUAAUCAAUAGCAGAAAAAAAUAUUUUGGUCAUAAUUAGCAAUAUGUAUCACUCAUAAACUGCAUGUAAUUAUCACUAUUAAUUACAGAAACAGCCUAAUAUUAUGAAUAUAAACUGAUUUAUAUAGCAUGUUUUUGACGUUAUUUCGUAGUAAAGAUUUUAAAAAAAUUAA